AUGCAACAUCCCUGUCCCCGCACAGUGGAGGGACCUAUCGCUGAGGAAGGGCCUGGCCUACGAGUCUUCCCGCUGGCCAGAGGGCGGAGGGACCCGCGCGUGCCUUACCGCUUCGCCGACGAUGAGGUGAGUCAGGCGGCGGUCAGGGCCGGCAUCGCGCACUGGGAGCAGCACACCUGCAUCAGGUUCGAGCAGACUACCAACAUCAACCAACCCCAUCUCAAGUUCCAGAAGGAUAUUGGUUGUUGGUCAUAUGUUGGGUAUCUCUCAGGAUAUACUACCGGCCAAAGCAUUUCCAUCGGUGACGGGUGUUCUUCCCUCGGCAUAGUCGUCCACGAAAUCGGACACGCCAUCGGUUUCUACCACGAGCAGUCCCGCUCCGAUCGCAACGACAGCAUUCACGUCAACGAGGAGAAUAUCAUAGAUGGGAAAGAAGGCAACUUUGGUAGGGAACCACAUCACCGCUUGGACAGCAAGGGAAUUCCAUACGACUACACAAGCAUUAUGCAUUACGGCGGAUUCGGCUUCUCGAAGAACGAGCACCUGACCAUCGCCACGGUGGAUCCGCGCAACCAGGAGCUAAUCGGACGGAGCGGCGGCCUCUCGCACCGGGUCUGGGGACGUCGAUGA
Molecule: messenger RNA, 630 nt
Organism: Penaeus vannamei (Pacific white shrimp)
Lineage: Eukaryota; Metazoa; Arthropoda; Malacostraca; Decapoda; Penaeidae
Source: RefSeq, a predicted model, not a curated record